AAAUAAACAAAUGAAGUACUUUAAGAUUAUUUAUUAAGACCAAUCAAAAUAUUAAGCUCGGAUGUAGCUUUUGAUCCCAUCGGUUUAAUUUACUAGAUAGUGGACAAGUGGAGUCCAUCUGAUGAGAAAAACAAGCAUUGGAGAGCUUGGAUCAAGAAGAUGGAAAUGGAGGCUCCCGUCUUGGCAGCUCUUGCGGCAGUAAUCAUCGCUUUCAUCUUGUUGGUAUUGCCACACCUCAGAAAGCAGAGCUCAUCUCAAGACGAUCGGCGCCGCCAGCUGCCUCCGGGCUCCUUCGGCCUUCCCGUCGUCGGCCAGACGGUCGGCCUACUGCGCGCCCUCCGCGCCAACACCGGCGAGGCAUGGCUCCGGCGCUGGGCCUCCGACGCCGCGCUCACCGCCAAGAGCUCCACCUCCUUCAACAGUAUGGUCGGCAGGCGCAACAUCCGGGAGCUGGUCGGCAACGACCACCGCCGCGUGAGGGCCAUGAUGGUCCAGUUCCUCAAGCUGGACAUUGUGAGGAGCUACGUCGCCAGCAUGGACGACGAGGUCCGGCACCACCUCCGCGCCCACUGGGACGGCCGCACGACCGUCGCGGUGAUGCCGUCGAUGAAGUCGCUCACCUUCGACAUCAUGUGCACCGUCAUCUUCGGGCUCGGGAGAGCUGACCACGCCGACGUGAGGCUGGAGCUCUCGGCGGAGUUCCAGCAGCUGGUGAGGGGCAUCUGGGCGAUCCCGGUGAACCUGCCUUUCACCUCCUUCGGCAAGUGCCUCGCCGCGAGCCGGCGAGGCCGGCGAACCGUCGCGGCAAUCAUCAAGGAGAAGCGCGCCAAGCUGGAGAGCGGGCAUAGUUCGCCGUCCGACGACCUCAUGACCCACAUGCUCGCGGAGGGGCUGGCCGACGAGGAGAUCAUCGACAACGUCAUGUUCAUGAUGGUAGCGGCGCACGACACCACCGCCAGCCUCCUCACCUUCCUCCUCCGGCACCUCGAUGGCAACCGGGACGCCUACGGCAGGGUCGUGGCAGAGCAACAAGAGGUCGCCAGGAGCAAGGCUCCGGGGGAAGCUCUGUCGUGGGACGACCUCGGCAAGAUGAAGUACACAUGGUCGGCGGCGAUGGAGACCCUGCGCCUGGUACCUCCCGUGUUCUCCAUGCUCAAGAGGGCGGUCGCAGACGUGGAGUUUGACGGCCACCUCAUCCCCAAGGGAUGGCAGGUGUUGGGGGCGAUGAACCUGACGCAGCAGGACCCGGCCAUCUUCCCGGAGCCAAGCAGGUUCGAGCCGGCAAGGUUCGAGAGCCCGAUACCACCCUACAGCUUCGUGGCGUUCGGCGGCGGCGCGCGCAUGUGCCCUGGCAACGAGUUCACUAGGGUGGAGACGCUGGUGGCCAUGCACUACAUCGUCACCGGGUUCAGGUGGAAGCUCGCCGACGGCUGCGACGGCAGCUUCUCCAGGUACCCGAUGCCGACCCCGGCUCAGGGGCUCCUCAUCGACAUCGAGCCAAUAGACACAACCACCACAGGUGCAGCAGGCAUCAGCAAAUGAUUUCGAAGAAUUUAGUAACCUGAUCCGAAUGAUGCAUCCACCAUUCAGCUGUAUGAUUGCAAAUGAAAUGUACGAUUACAGAUAUACCUCCAUCCCAAAUUAGACAUUACUUGUCUGUCUAGAUACCGAGGACGGAGGGAGUACUAGUUUGCAAUUAUGCCAAGUAUUUCUCACAUUCUUGAAAGGAAAAUUAGCAACGCGCAGGACAUCAUCUACUCCAAACCAGUCAAACUUACGAAUAUGACUUUUAAGGCCCUCUACAAUGCACACAUAAUUCAAGAGACUGGUAAAAUUUACAAAUAUUAAGCUCCAAGCGGCAUAACCAGCAACGCUCCGAUGGUAAACAUGGCAAAGGCAAUCACAAAACGACUCGGAUAAACAUCAGGGAAUCCACUACGAUUUUCUCCUCUACUAGAGCAAAGCUAUCGACCAAAUUCCACCAAAAAAAGAACAAG
Triticum urartu is the source of this 1997-nucleotide messenger RNA. Lineage: Eukaryota; Viridiplantae; Streptophyta; Magnoliopsida; Poales; Poaceae. The record is from RefSeq and is a predicted model, not a curated record.